GAGAACUAGCUGUACGAGAAUCGUCGCUCACACAUAUCGAUAGUGCAUCAGAUAUACUAGUCACCGAGCAUAGUCAACAUUCAUAAGGAUUAGGUGUUAAAUGCUCGGCCACUGGGACAUUUACCUUAUCUAAGAGUAAAAGAUUCAAACAUUUUCUUGAAGAUACGCGUGCGUCCGCUAUUUGUCUAUUGGCAAAAUCAGCGAAUUCGAAGCUUCCGAGAGACACUUCUUCGCGAGCGACAAGAUGUCCGCGUUUAGCUUCCGUGAGUGUUGGAAUGUACAAGCCUCCAACAUUGCACGGAGAACGCACAAUCCCAUAAGAUCGAUCGUGGAAAAUAUCGUCGUCGAGCCUAAUCCCAGUAAGCAGAUGAUCGCGUUAUCUAUUGGCGAUCCUACAACUUUCGGAAAUUUAAAGCCACCAAAGGAAGUGAUCGAGGCUGUUCAGGAGAGCGUUGCUUCGCAAUUAUACAAUGGAUAUGCACCGUCCACAGGUUACCAAAAGGCGCGAGAAGCCGUAGCUGAGUAUAGCUCUAACGAAUUCGUGAAAGUCGAUCCCAAGGACGUAAUACUGUGCAGUGGAUGUUCUUGCGCACUCGAUUUGUGUAUUACGGCAUUAGCUCGAGAAGGUCAAAACAUCCUAAUUCCACGGCCUGGUUUUUCUAUCUAUCGAACGCUGGCGGAGGGUCUCGGUAUUACGGUCAAAACAUACAAUUUGCGUCCUGAACUCGGUUGGGAGAUCGAUCUGGAUGACCUAAAGGAGCAAAUCGACGAAUCGACGGCGGCGAUUGUUGUAAACAAUCCGUCAAAUCCAUGCGGCUCCGUAUUCAGUCGUGACCAUAUACUUGACAUUCUCGACAUUGCUGCUCGUUACUACGUACCCAUUAUAGCCGAUGAGAUUUACGAGCACAUGGUAUUUCCAGGACGGACUUUUCACUCGUUAGCCUCUCUAUCGACCGAAGUUCCUAUUUUGUCAUGCAGCGGACUGACUAAAAGAUUUUUAGUUCCAGGCUGGCGUAUGGGUUGGAUAAUAAUCCACGAUCAUCAGAAUGUGCUAGAAGCAGAGAUUCGUAAAGGUUUACUUUGCUUGAGCCAGCGAAUAAUUGGCAGUAAUACUAUUGUUCAAGGCGCCUUGCCAACGAUACUCCGAAAAACGCCACAGAAGUUCUUCGACGAUGUCAUACGUAUUCUAUACUCACAUUCCAAAUUGGCAUACAACUGCAUAGUAAAGAUCCCGGGAUUGAAGCCGAUAAUGCCGGAUGGGGCGAUGUACAUGAUGGUCUACAUCGAUCUACCGUGCUUUCCGGAAUUUAAUUCCGAUCUGGAAUUCGUGCAGCGGCUGCUAAUGGAAGAAUCCGUGUUUUGCCUACCCGGCCAGUGUUUCGAUUAUCCUUCUUACAUGAGACUGGUAAUAACUGUACCAAACAACAUGCUCGAGGAAGCUUGUCAGAGAAUUCAAGAAUUCUGUGAAAGGCAUCAUUAUAAAACGGCGGAGAUGUUGAGGAGGAACAAUUUCGCCAAUGAGAUUCCGUAUUAAAAAACGAUAAUCAAAUAGACAAAAAUUAAAACUUUAACCCGCAUUAACUCGCUCAUUUUUUUCCGGUCAGAUCCCUGAAUUCUCCUAAAUUCAGAAAGAAUUAUUCAGUUUUAAUUUUGUGUAUAUGUAUAUCUUUGUUUUUAUGUUUUUACCUUUAAAUAUAUAAUUAUAAUCUAUUUUUUUGUGUCUACCAAACUUGCUUGUAAAUGUCUGUAAUUAUGUAAUAAAUAUUUGAUAAGAGUACUUAUAAUAAGUUUUUCAAUUAAUUCUAAAUAAAUGGCGAUAACAA
Solenopsis invicta (red fire ant) is the source of this 1823-nucleotide messenger RNA. RefSeq names its product tyrosine aminotransferase (gene Tat). The transcript has 12 exons. The coding region runs from base 245 to 1534 and encodes 429 amino acids. Gene Ontology annotation, molecular function: pyridoxal phosphate binding; L-tyrosine:2-oxoglutarate transaminase activity. The record is from RefSeq and is a predicted model, not a curated record. NCBI's taxonomy places the organism in Eukaryota, Metazoa, Arthropoda, Insecta, Hymenoptera, Formicidae. Gene Ontology annotation, biological process: aromatic amino acid metabolic process; biosynthetic process.